UCGGACAGUGUAAAGGUCUACAACGAGCCAAGGCGGCUUAUCAAAAGAUAUUUCAAGAAAAGGAAAUGCAUUGCAAUCCCUAUACCAUGUACGAGGCCCGAACAACUGGAGUCAAUGCCGGAUUCUAAGAUUGAGCCAGACUUUUUGCAACGGUUAAACGACUUGCACCAAUACCUAUGUCACAGUAGCCCUAAGAAAUUAAAAUCAGGAAAGCCGGUAAACGGAAGAAUGCUCAAAACGAUGAUAAUAAGCUACAUGAAGUCCGUGAAGGAAAACACGGCACCGUGUUUAGCCGAUGCUAUGAAACUGAUGGCUGACGAGGAAAAUCAGUUUGCAGUACGGAAAGCGUCUGAAUGCUACCAAGAAGAAAUGAUGAAGAGGAUUAGCAAGCACAUGCCAGAUGAGAAAGAGCUUGAGAGAUAUCACAAUGAGUGCAUGGACAUUGCUGUCAAUAAAUUGAAGGAACUUGUUGUUGUAAAUGACAGUGACAUAUUUAACAGAAAAGCGGCCGAAUGCUUUAAAAGUCAUUUGGAACGAUUCAAGUCGAUCGUAGAGAAGGACUCCAUUGAAAGAUGCAGGAUAUUUCUAAAACCAUUCGACAAGAAAAUUCAACAGAAGAUCAGAGAAAAGAAGUAUGCUCAUUCGCAUGGUUACAGCGAAUACUUUGAAGACAUCAACACGCUUGCUGAUGAAUUCACAAAGCAUGAACGUAACCUUGGAUCAAAGGCUAGAUCUGCCUUGCAGGAAUAUAUGGAUGCAAAGGUCAAAGAAGAGCAACUUGUUUACGAAAUGGUUAAAGACAAAAUCGGUGCUGAAUCAGAACGUCAAUUAGAUCGCCUUUCACCUGGAUCGCUUGUCAUGCCAAUGAAGUUUGAAGAUGUAACAAAAGAGGAACAUUCAGGUGAAAAGAAGGCACUUGAGUCAUUUAAAAUGAUUGAAAUGGAUGGGCUGGUGAAUAUUGGAUCUCAAAUCCUUGAGAAUCUGGAAAUGAAGUUUCUAGAGAUAGAAAAGGCUAAGGCCGAGUUGUCAGAAGACGACACAUACUAUAAGCAACUUGUAGCAGAGUACGACGACUUGAAAAAUAUUUACGAACAGGCGAAAUUCCCGCAGGGUCCACAGAUUCCGAAGCCGAUUCCAAAGCCAAAGCCGAUCAUGCCGGGAAAGGGUGAACAAGCAAAUGCUCCAAAAGGAAAGGAAACGCCAAAAUGUCCAAUACUUUGA
This is a messenger RNA of Mya arenaria, 1221 nucleotides long. RefSeq names its product guanylate-binding protein 2-like. NCBI's taxonomy places the organism in Eukaryota, Metazoa, Mollusca, Bivalvia, Myida, Myidae. The coding region runs from base 115 to 1221 and encodes 368 amino acids. The transcript is spliced from 5 exons. The record is from RefSeq and is a predicted model, not a curated record. Gene Ontology annotation, molecular function: GTPase activity; GTP binding.